AUGGCGGUCUCCAACAUCACGGCAGCGGUAGAUAUUACAGUGGGUCACCAAUAUCAAGGAAUCAAUAUGACAGUUCUCAGUAUCAUCCAGGCUGCACUCCUCGGGGUCUGUUUGGUGAUGAUUCUGAUCAGUAACACCAUCACCAUAGUGAUACUAACCAAGGUCAAGAAUUGCUUCGAAGACAUGCAACAGCUCGUAUUCAAAGCGCUUGCCAUCACGGAUGUCUUCACAGGCGUUUUCUGUUGCGGAAUGAGCAUUAUGACCAUUGUCAUUGGGGAUGGGCAGUGGUUUUCGUCGGCGUUGUGCGCUUUGAGAGGGGUCGCCUGCACGGGUUUGGUGAACCUUUCAGCCCUCUUGAUCGCAUUUGCCUGCAUUGAUCGGUUCGUUGCGGUUGUCUACCCACUACACUACUUCUCCCUCGUCUCAAUAGAACGCGCCAGGAUCACCAUAGUCAUCCUGAUCGGGAUUGCUAUCUCAAAUGGAGGUUUGAGUUUGCUCCGGGGAAGAACAGUCGCUCGGGAGAACUUGUGUCUGUCCGAUUUUUCUUCCGAGCGGCUUGCCUUCCGACCAAGUCUCGUCACCAGCCUUCUCCUGAGUGGUUUAUCUCUCACCAUCGCCACUGUCACCAAUAUCAAGGUCAUGAUGAUUGCUUCAGGGCAGUCUAAACGUUCUGCAAAGGUCAUUCCAAGUGAAGGAAUUGCCUGUAAUGAAGCCAUCAUCAAGACCCCUCGAGGAAGCCUCAAAGGCCUUUGUGUCCUUGUGGUCACCACCAUUGCAUUCUUUAUGGCGAUUUUCCCCUGGAGUAUAGUCUCGGCUUCGCAGUUCAGCAAGAAGAGCACUAUCGCAACACCUAUGGCUAGAUACGUGACCAGUCUGUUUGUGAUCUCAAAAGGCUGGAUGAACGCCUUGAUAUUUGUCACUUUGAACAAAAGAUUCAGAAGAGAAACCAAGGCAGUUGUGUUUGGCAGCCACCGUGAUGAUCAGGGGAACUCAACUACUCAACCUUAG
This is a messenger RNA of Lytechinus pictus (painted urchin), 1008 nucleotides long. RefSeq names its product galanin receptor type 2-like. Gene Ontology annotation, molecular function: G protein-coupled receptor activity. The transcript has a single exon. Bases 1 to 1008 code for a protein of 335 amino acids. The record is from RefSeq and is a predicted model, not a curated record. NCBI's taxonomy places the organism in Eukaryota, Metazoa, Echinodermata, Echinoidea, Temnopleuroida, Toxopneustidae. Gene Ontology annotation, cellular component: membrane. Gene Ontology annotation, biological process: G protein-coupled receptor signaling pathway.